GGGGCUGGGCGCCUGGCUCUGGCUGCGCACUGCUGCCGGGCGCGGGCGGGCACGAUGGGCUGCGGGGCGCUGCUGGCCGCCUUGGCGCUCCUGCUGCCGCGGCUCCUGGCACUGUCUGAGGAGCCGCUCAGCAUGGCCGGCCGGAAGUGCAACACCAUCUACAAGGGCUUUGCAGAUUGCCUGAUCAGCCUCGGAGACAGCAUGGCUCAAACUAUUCAGCAGCAGCAAGACGAGAGUAGCCAAGAGCUGCAGGAGUUGGAGACCAUUUGCAAGUCCUGGGAUGACUUCCACAUCUGUGCCAGCCAGGUGUUGUCCAGAUGCCCCGAUGAGGCAGCAGCCAUCUGGGAGUCCCUUCGACAAGAGUCCCGGAAGUUCCAGUUCCAAGGAAACCUCCAUGAUCUGUGCAGUUCGCGGUCCCAGCCGGCUGGCAAUGGGAGAGCUUUGAAUAUGGAUGAAACCAACAAGGAAACUUUGCGAGGGUUGGCCUGGCUUCCACGGCCCAGCCUCUGGGAUGUCCUGACUCUUGUGGCUCUGUUUGCUUUGGCACCUUUUGUCUAGCCUAGGAAUCAGGGGAGUGGGGGAAGGGGAGGCCCUCCUCCCAUACUGUCCACCAUAGUAUGGUCUGGUUGCCCAGCACUGCCCUAUACCAGGAACUUGGAUCGGACUCAGAAGUUGAUGGACUGGGCUUGUGGGUUUGGAUGUCAAGAGGAGAGUGUUUCAAUGAGUGAAGGAAGAUGGAGGAUGUGAGCUUCACCUCCCUCUGCCUGCCCUGCUCAGGAGACCGGGGUAGGGAUAAAGGUGCUCCUUUUGGCCUUGAGCCAGUUGGCAACCUAUAGGUACCCUCAACAAUGCUCUACUUCCCUUUCUGCCCAUAUUCCUCCAUUUCACAUACCCUCCUAGCUUUCCAGCCAUUCUUCAUCCUGGACUGUUGCCCUUGGCUAGCAGUAGUAUCUCAGAACCAUAGCCCUUGACGUAAUGAGAACCUCAGCUCAGCCCAUUCUUUCCACCGUCCUUGAUGGUUGCUGGUGCCCCAGGGAGACUUGGAAGAAGGAGAUUGGAUUUAUACCCCACCCUUCUCCCCUGUAAGGAGACUCAAGGUGGCCUACAAGCUCCUUUCCCUUCCUCACCCCACAACAGACACCUU
This is a messenger RNA of Sphaerodactylus townsendi, 1144 nucleotides long. It is a transcript of the gene NRN1L, whose product is annotated as neuritin 1 like. The record is from RefSeq and is a predicted model, not a curated record. Gene Ontology annotation, cellular component: plasma membrane. Bases 55 to 558 code for a protein of 167 amino acids. NCBI's taxonomy places the organism in Eukaryota, Metazoa, Chordata, Lepidosauria, Squamata, Sphaerodactylidae. The transcript has 3 exons. Gene Ontology annotation, biological process: neuron projection extension; nervous system development.